Medicago truncatula (barrel medic) is the source of this 1245-nucleotide messenger RNA. RefSeq lists its product as uncharacterized. The transcript is spliced from 7 exons. Bases 1 to 1245 code for a protein of 414 amino acids. NCBI's taxonomy places the organism in Eukaryota, Viridiplantae, Streptophyta, Magnoliopsida, Fabales, Fabaceae. The record is from RefSeq and is a predicted model, not a curated record.
AUGGAUUUUAGCUUCCCAAUUAUCACCCUCUUUGUACAUUUUCUUCUCUUUUUUGCCUUGGCUUGUCCUGUUUAUUCUUUAGAAAUAAGUAGCCACCAAUUAGCGAAUCAACCUUUUCCAUCAGUGCAAGAAAUCCCCAAGUUGAAGAAGACGUUAACAAAUCGUCUUCGGUCCAUCAACAAGCAUGUUGUUAAGACAAUUCAGAGUUCUCAUGAUGAUAUCAUAGAUUGUGUUAUGUCUCAUAAACAACCAGCUUUUGAUCAUCCUCUAUUGAAAGGACAAAAACCAUUGAUUCCUCCGGUAAGACCAAGAGGCAAUAACCAAAAGGAUAUUUUGAGUGACAACUUUCAAUUGUGGAACUUACCUGAUGAAUCAUGUCCGAUUGGAACAAUCCCAAUUAGAAGAACAAAAAAAGAAGAUAUCUUAAGAGCUAAAUCUCUUAAUAUGUUUGGAAGAAAAUCAAAUCGAUUUAGAAGGGACGCUGCUGAAAUUGGACAUGUGCAUUCAAUUGGGUCUGUGACUGGAGAUAGAUACCAUGGAGCACAGGCUACCAUAAAUGUGUGGGCCCCCCAUGUUGAAAACCUAGAUGAAUUAAGCUUGGCACAAAUGUGGAUCGUCUCUGGUACAUUUGGAAAAGACAUGAACACCAUUGAAGCUGGUUGGCAGGUGAACCGGGGCCUCUACGGGGACAAUCUCCCCAGAUUGUUCAUCUAUUGGACAGCUGAUGGAUAUAAUCAAACUGGAUGCUACGAUUUACUAUGCCCAGGCUUUGUUCAAACUAACAAAAAAAUUGCAAUUGGAAGUGCAAUUUCUCCAACUUCUACAUAUAAUGGAGGGCAAUAUGAAAUUACCUUAUUCAUCUAUAAGGAUCCAAGGAAUGGGAAUUGGUGGCUUGAAUAUGGACUUGGAAACCCUAUUGGAUACUGGCCAUCCUCUUUGUUCACAAACUUAAAAGAUAAUGCAACUAAUGUUCAAUUUGGUGGAGAAAUAGUGAAUACAAAGUCAACAGGGGCUUAUACAUCAACCCAAAUGGGUAGUGGACAUUUUGCUGAAGAGGGUUAUGGAAAAGCUUCAUAUUUUAGAAAUAUGCAAGUUGUGGGUUCUGAUGAUAUCUUGAUGCCACUGACAAAUCUGCAGUUUACAGUAGAGCAACCAAAUUGUUAUAAUAUACAAGGAAGAGUUGAUGAAAAAUGGGGAAAUCACUUUUACUAUGGUGGACCUGGAAGGAAUAUGAAAUGUCCCUAA